AUGUCGAACAAGCUGAUCGGCCCUUUGGGCCCACAGGCCCUCACGUGGACGAUCUCUGUGGCAAAUUUAACCGUAGUGGACAAAGUACCUCCGGAAAUGCUCCACCUCGUUGACACCUACUGGUAUCAGUUUCCGCCACUGGAAACCAAAUGGCACGCAGCCCUGGCCACCUCCAUCUGCUUACUGGCUCUUGUAUCCAUCGUGGGAAACGGAUGUGUUAUUUUCAUAUUUUCGUCCACUAAAAGUCUACGAACGCCUUCUAAUCUGAUGAUCAUAAAUCUUGCAUUUGCCGACUUCAUGAUGAUGUUCACGAUGGCCCCUCCGCUGACCGUUAAUUCCUACUAUGAAACCUGGGUGUUUGGACCACUGAUGUGUGAAAUCUAUGGCAUGUUCGGCUCACUCUCGGGCUGUGUGUCCAUCUGGAGCAUGACGAUGAUCGCCUUCGAUCGCUACAACGUUAUCGUAAAAGGCUUAUCGGCAAAACCUCUCACCUACGUCGGAUCCGUUAUGCGAAUAUUUUUCGUGUGGGCUAAUUCCCUCAUUUGGACAUUGGCACCUCUAUUCGGCUGGAACCGAUACGUUCCGGAAGGCAAUAUGAGCGCAUGUGGAACGGAUUAUCUAUCAAAGGACUGGAUCAGUGUUUCCUACAUCUACGCUUAUUCCGUUUUCGUUUAUUGGCUGCCGCUUCUACUCAUCAUCUACUGCUACACUUAUAUUCUAAAGGCUGUAUCUGCGCACGAAAGAAACAUGCGGGAACAGGCGAAAAAAAUGAACGUUGCCUCACUUCGUUCAUCGGACGCCUCUAAAACUAACGCUGAAAUUAAAUUGGCAAAAGUGGCCCUUGUGACCAUCACCCUCUGGUUCAUGGCAUGGACACCGUACUUGGUUAUUAAUUACGCGGGAAUCUUUGACACUGGCCCCAUCAGCCCACUGCAAACCAUUUGGGGAUCAGUAUUUGCCAAAGCCAACUCGGUCUACAAUCCUAUAGUUUACGGCAUCAGUCACCCCAAGUACAGGGCCGCUCUGUACAAACGAUUCCCAUCAUUGGACUUCCGCAAGAAUAAUACCAACGAUCAAGGAUCGGUUGCUUCGGGCGUUACUGGUAUUGAUCAAUGCGAGACUUAG
Molecule: messenger RNA, 1125 nt
Organism: Anopheles coustani
Lineage: Eukaryota; Metazoa; Arthropoda; Insecta; Diptera; Culicidae
Product: ceropsin-like
Exons: 2
Coding region: 1-1125 (374 amino acids)
Biological process (GO): phototransduction; visual perception; G protein-coupled receptor signaling pathway
Cellular component (GO): membrane
Molecular function (GO): G protein-coupled receptor activity
Source: RefSeq, a predicted model, not a curated record